UGGCAACAUUUGCAUUUGUCAAGUUGAAAAAAAGUAUGGUGUUUUGUCGGCUAAAUUAAAUUGAAUUUACAGUAAAAACAAUAAAAAGAAACUUGUUAUAAAUAGCUUUAAGUGUGUAACGUAGACGCGGUGGGUAACUUUACAGUGGACGAGUAAUAUGGGUAUAGAAAACAUGCGUCGCUGGCCAAUGUAUAUUAUUUUUGCAGUAACAAUUUUACUUACCCUUUCACUACUUAAUAGCUGGAGUAUGGAGACCGAAUUACAAAAUCGACUCUCUCAGGUCAGUACACAGCUUCAAGAAUGUUCGCGGCAGCAAUCAUUAUGCAUGGAGGAAUCGCUAAGGUACCAACAACAACGCGAUAUUUACAAUACAAAAGUAAAUGAUUUAGAGAGUUCCAAAAUUAAAAUGACCAACGACAUAUCGGAUUAUAAAACUAAAGUAGUGAAGACGGAGAUGCAGGUCAAUAGAACGUUAGUAGACGUCGAACUCUGUAAGACUGAGUUGCAAUCAUUGAAGAACUUGCAAAUGAGUAAGUCAGCUACAUUAGAAACUUUAAGAUUGGAGAAGGAAACAUUGACAACUCAAUUAGAGGAGAGGAAGAAGAGAAUUGACGAGUUGGAGAAAGAGAUUGCUAAAUUGAAAAUAUCAAUGACUACCAAAAGUGCACCUAAUCCAUCAGCGUCUUCUAGAGUCACACCAGCUGCUCAACCACCAAAGUUAAGCCCAGCUUUAAAUGCCAAUAUACCUAUGAACGAGCCUGUUAUCGAGAACAAUGCUAAGGAAGAAAUGGAGGACCCCAGUGCUCUAAAUGAUGAUAACUUUGAACAGCAGUAAUUAAUUUUCAUGUAAGGUAAAACUAGAAUCUGGUGUGGGAGGCCUUUCCAACCAGCAGAGCAUCUUUUGUGUGUGAAAUGUCCACAAAGAGUGACAACACUUAUCAGUUCAAUUGUAGGGGUCAGAUUAAUUGACCCAUUUCCAUUGACAUGUUGUAAAGAAUGCCUGAGAUAGUUCAGUAAGGAUACAUCAACAAUAUUGUGACAAGAGAGAGAUUUUGACUAAUAGCGGCAAAAUAAAAAUAUUCUCUUUUUUACCCAGUGAAUAGGGUAAUAUUAUUUAUGUUUCUGAUAUUGGUUGACAAAAUUUCUUUCUCUUGUCUAUAUGUAAAAAAAUUAAAAUUGUUGGUACAAGUCUGAAAUGACUUUAACAAGACAAGUUUUUUUUGUAUAUUAAUUAAAGAAUUGAUGGAUUUUGCAUCAAUUACUAAGCUAUUAAUAUUAUGUGAUGUGCAUUCUAUAAAAUAUCAGGUGGAAAGCCUGCAUUAUAUGGGAAAUAUGUCAAUAUAAAGGUUACAAAGUACUAAAGUAGAGACCUGACAAUUGUGAUAAUUCUUUUAUAUUUGCCUUUAAUUAAUUUUGCAUAUAAAUCAAUAAGAGAUGAAAAUUGUAUAAAACAGACUUUUAUGUAGUUCUUAACAUCUGUUAAAACAUGGGUCCAAAUCCUAUUGGACUACUUAUGUUUAUGCACUCCUGGUCAUAACGAAAAGUUUGACACCUAUACAUUAGAUUGAUCAAUGCAAGGCUAUGAACUGUAUGCAGUGGCGUGCAUAAGUUUGUCGAUCAGGGUAUGCACUAGUAAGAAAAAUUAAUCAAACUGGGAAAAUCUUCAUUUAAUAAGCAUCAUGAAAACAACUCUUAGGGUAUGCAGUACUUUAAUGCAUGUAUGAAGUGCACGCCACUGUCUGUAUGGCAUUCUUGUAGGCUAAUUUUUCACACUUGACCAAUCUGCUGGUUCAAUACAUAGGUCCAUUAGCUAAGCAAUUUACAUUGAAUAUUAUUAGAUGGACUAUUUAUUCUACCCUAGAAAAAUCAGUCUACAGUACCCAGAAAGAAAUUCUCAUAAAAUAUAUUUACAUUUAUUUGUGCUUGCAUUGCUGAUAUGAUAACUUUUAUCAAAUAAACACCUUAUGUAUUGUUUAUUUACAAAAAAUACCAUUUAGGUAUGCAUUCAGAUAAAUAAGUCAUAAAACUUAUGAUAUAAAAGGGGCAAUGCAUUUAUAACUGUGUUAGAAGGCCUUAAAUUGAUUAUUAUAUAAUUUAAUCAUGAUGUAGCUAAAUUUAAUCAAAAUUUAUUUUAUUAUUUUAUUAGAUUAAUGAUGAUGGUGGAAAAGCAAUGGCUAUGGUUAUGAUUUAUGAGUAUUUAUUUUAUAUGUGUAUAUCAAAAUUUAGUUUACUACAAUGAAAUCACAAAUAGAAAACUUAAAAAUUGUUUAUUUGCAUAGUAUUCUAGUAUAUCUAUUAUAUCAAAUUUAAAAUAUAAGCAAUCAGAUGAUAUUUAUUAGUUAAUAGCAAACCAGUUAUCUUCAGACAAAUCAUUAAAUAAUAAAUAAUAAUUAAUUAUUGUAAGAAUGUACUGCCAUGCUAUCACAAAACACUGUAUCUAACAUGAAAAAUGUAAAAUGUAAAAAAAAAAUAACUUUUGAGAAAUCAAAGUGAGUUAUAUGUUAUUUACUUGUUAAUCUGAAAUUAUUUAUAUGCCAGAAAAUGUAAAUGGUUAAGGAAAUACAUAGUGAGGAAACCUGCAUACUUGAGAAUUUUCUUAAUUAUAUGCAUGUGUGAAGUCUUCCAAUCCAGCGUAAUAGACUAUUUGGCCGAACCCUUCUCAUUAUGAGAGGAGACUCGAGCUCAGCGGUGAGCCUAAUAUGGGUUGAUAAUGAUGAAAUAUAAUAACCAUGUGUGUGGAAACCCAUUAAUGUGAUGACCCAUAUACCUGACUGAUACCCAAUGGUAUGCGAGCGACGGGCGGAAAGACUGCGCGGGUGUGAAAUCGUGCGUGCGGGAGUGUUACGAACGAAGUUUCCAUGCUAUACAACUAUCUGAAGAUACAGUGCAAUGUCAUAGCCGGGCAGUGUACCUUAAGUUGAAUUAAUAAAGCCAUGUUGGUGCCACAUUCCCUAGAUCUGACGAAUUAAGUUGUAGAAAUUUUUGUGUAUUAUUGCUCAAUUAUUAAUUGUUAUAUAUCGAUGUCUCGAAAUAAUUCAGGCUGCUAUGAAACAUUUAAUUUGUUUAUAUUUUUCAUGAAUUUUGUAUAUUAAACAAUCAAUGUAAUGUUAAUUAUUAUCCAUAUCUAUACUAAUAAUAUAAAGCUGAAGAGUUUGUUUGUUUGAUUGAACGCGCUAAUCUCAGGAACUACUGGUCCGAUUUGAAAAAUUCUUUCAGUGUUCGAUAGCCCAUUUAUCGAGGAAGACUAUAGGCUAUAUAUUAUCACCAUAUUCUUACGGGAACAGAAACCACGCGAGUGAAACCACGCGGCGUCAGCUAGUUGAUGUUUAUAUUUUAUUGGAGUCAAUGCAAGAAAUUUUAGUUGGUGAUGUUAAGCCGACCGACCAACUUUGGAGCUGCAUGGUGGUUCUAAACACCAUAUCCCCUCUUCUAGAAGGAGGGAGACCUGGCCAUGUAGUAAACCGUUAAUAUGGCUUAAUGAUAUGAAGUUUAAAUUAAAUGCAUAAUAUGAAUGCAAUGCAAUGUAAAAAAAUAAUAAGUAUCAUUAAUUAAUUAACAUUAAAGUGAAUUAUAUACUCUCAAAUUAUUAUAACUAAGUAUAUAUAAUACAUACACAUAAUGUAUAAAAUGUAUUAUGUAAGAAUUCGAUACACGACUAGAUCUAUUGAUUGUAGCUCAUUAGAUCCACCCGGGACCCGACUCGCACCGCCUCAAAUACAAAUCCAUACGAAGAAUACUAACCAGUAACCGCUCGAGACGAGGAGGUGCGAGUCGGGUUCGGUGGCUCUAAUGAGCUAUAACCUUUAUACACAUACUUAUAAUACCUUGUGUGUGUUAUGAUCACAAGUGUAAUACACGUGUUAUAAGUAUGUUUCCAUCAUAAAAUGGUCAGUAGAGCUUGUAAAGUUUGACUUCUAAGCAUUUGUAAAUAAUCGCUACAAAUUAGAAGCUGAUAAAGUACUCAUUAUCGUCUCUGUAUCGAAUUGAUUUAAAAAUUUAAUAAAAUGUGUACAAUUCCAUCUGUUAUAUAAAGGGUGCAUUUUCUACCUAUUCUUACAAAUUAUCUAGAAAAUGAGCUUUGUACAAAACACCAGCAUUCGUUUGCUUAGGCACCAUGAUCCAGCCACAAAAUGACAAACAUAAAACACUUCUCUUUUACGCCGGUGAUUAAAAUGAGGAAGUGUCGCUAUCACUUAGUGUAGCACACAAGCCAAUUAACCGUGCAUUUUUACAUAAGCAUUUUUCUUGUAGUGCUAUCUUGAAGUUUGCUUACCCUGUUCAAGCGCCCUGUGCACAUCAAUGCUUUCAAGAACUCGCCGUGUUACGCCUAGAGCUAAGAUGCCAUGCCACGUGAUGUUUGCCUACAUAUCAAUCGCUCUUCUCUUGUUGUGAUGGCACGAAAGAGAGUGAUAAAAUGUAGUAAAACCUUUAUUCUGGCAAGUUCGUUUAUAACACUCCCAUGAUAUGCGGGCGACGGGCGGAAAGACUGCGCGGGUGUGAAAUCGUGUUGCGGUUAAGUGACGUGCAUCAGUCGUGGGUUUUUCAUUCAUCGCUACACGCCCCCCGUCAGGCGCGCAAUAUCGGGAGUGUCGCCAAGCUAUAGACAAUUAUUAUCUCUCGCUGUAGGCCUAGCGUGCGACCAACGACCAUGUCGCGAAAAGAAAUAGACAAAUGGCAGUGGAGUUGUCCCAGUCCCAUCUCUUUCGUCCCAACACAAUGAAAGAGCAAUAUUUCCAUUUGCGCCGCUGUUGGUUGAUAUUUAUCUAUUUCUCUUCAGGAGUUGUCUUUGGUCACAUGGUAUGCUUACUGGUCAUCUUAGCCCACUGAAAAUGCACCCUUCUUCUUCUUAAUUAAUUCUUAAGGUAUAAAACUAUAAUAAAUACAUAAUUAUAACUAUUAUAAAAUUGAUUUUUUUUUUAUUAAUUUCGUUUAUUUUAAAUUGUAAGACUUGGCAAUUUAGUUAUGAUAUUAGAAAAUUAUUUUUAUUUUAAAACUAUGUAAUUUACAAUGACUAUUAAAUUUUUAUGCUAAGUACAAAA
Messenger RNA from Bicyclus anynana (squinting bush brown), 5039 nucleotides. RefSeq names its product SRC kinase signaling inhibitor 1-like. NCBI's taxonomy places the organism in Eukaryota, Metazoa, Arthropoda, Insecta, Lepidoptera, Nymphalidae. The coding region runs from base 158 to 835 and encodes 225 amino acids. The record is from RefSeq and is a predicted model, not a curated record. The transcript has a single exon.